GAGGGUGGAUAUGGAGCACAUUCUCAUGACAGAUUCGAACAUCUGACGGCAGAUUUUAGAAGGAUUGGACAAGUUUCUUGUACACUUUCGCCCCUCAGAUUGUGUGCCAACUGCCUUCUCACCUGUGCUGUGCUCUUUUUGCUCUGUUGUUGUCUUAAGAGAGUUUCGUUUAUUCAUUUUGGUGCAGCAGAUGUUUUUCUGAGUGAGUGAGUCGGUGGCCGAUCAGUUGCUAAAUCAAGGAGGAAGAGGCUGAUUGCUGCACGCGGUGUUCAUCGGCUCUUAUGUUGCUAGAAUCUUGAGGGAAAUUGCGGGAGGAGAGAGCAUUUGUAACAAUGAACGUGUUUCCAAUUUUCUGGGUUCUCUCUGUUCUGGGCAUUUUCUUCGCUUGCAUAGAUUUUUGGGGACAUGGAAAUAAUGAAGGUGGUGGAGUGAAUACCCAAUGAAAGCUGAAUCAGUGAUGGUGGAGAGUAGUUGUACGGUGGAGCUCAAAAUCCAUGGCACUCUCGUCUUGUGCAGGUGCUUGUCGGUCGCAACGUUGGGCUUUUCAGCACCAGCCGAGCAACCUCUCUCUAGUGCAGACCUCUGGGACUUAUAACUCAGGGUCUGCACUACGCUCCGUGCCAUCCAUCUCCUCUCCCUUGCACACGCACCUCUUCAACUCACCGCUUUCAGUCACCUUCCAUUUAAAUCGUAUGAACUCCCUUAGUGCUUCACUCUUGUCACCUACUUAUCAUGGAUUGCUCCACUCCAACAUUUCGAGAAGUCCUAGACAGCUCAUAUCUGCUAGGGCUGCCUGGCUCUCAAAACACUCCUCUUUAAAACACUUGACUACUCCUCCCAAUUGGGCUCAUAGAAGUUCGAAACUUAGGGCUGGUGAAAGGAAGAAGUUGGUGGGUGUCACCAAUGCUUCCAUCUCCACUACUAGCACGAGCUUAGGAGAGCAAGAGGAUGGUUCCGUGUCUUCUCAACCUGUGAUGGAUUUUCAGCAGCAAGCAAAGAACUCCCCUUUGCUUGCUGGUUGGAAGCCACCGCGUUAUGUUUGGAGAUCUGUGGCAUGUCUUCUCAUCGCAGGCCAGGUGAUCAUGAGAGUCAUCAAAGGGAAGAUCCACGUUCGAAAUUCUAUACAACAACUUUCAUCCGUCGGACCUGGAUCGCUCGGUGUCAGUCUCCUCACUGCAUCUUUUGUUGGGAUGGUCUUCACAAUUCAGUUUGUUCGAGAAUUUGCAAGGUUGGGUCUAACUAGGUCGGUUGGAGGUGUUCUUGCUUUAGCUUUGGCAAGAGAGCUUUCACCCGUCGUUACUGCUAUCAUUCUGGCGGGGCGGGUGGGCAGUGCCUUUGCGGCUGAGCUUGGUACUAUGCAGGUUUCUGAGCAAACGGAUACUCUGAGGGUGCUGCGUACGGAUCCGAUUGACUAUCUGAUUACUCCACGAGUAUUGGCCUGCUGUAUAUCACUACCUAUCUUGACCAUCAUUUGCUUCUCUGUUGGUAUGGCAGCCAGUGUCCUCCUCGCAGAUUCUGUCUACCAUGUGAGUUCAAACAUUAUCCUUGAGUCUGCUGCAAGGGCACUCCAACCGUGGGACUUGAUCAGUACCUCCAUCAAGUCCGUUGUAUUUGGGGGUAUCAUCUCGAUAGUCAGUUGUGCUUGGGGUGUGACCACCGCGGGCGGUGCCAAAGGAGUUGGAGAAUCCACAACAUCAGCCGUUGUGAUUUCUUUAGUCUGCAUCUUCAUAGCCGAUUUUAUUCUUUCAUGGUGCUUCUUUCAGGGUGCAGGAGAUGCCUUAAAGGCAGCUAUGGGUUAGUGGGAAGAGAGUUCAAACGUCUAGGAUGUGGUGUGUACAGCCUCUGAGCUUGACAGCAAGUUUUACUUCACUCAGUUGGACAGCUAUGUCUUGUUCAUGAUAAAGUGUUUAUCACCACUCACAACCUAAACCAAAUGACGUCGGUGAUACGAAGGGUUGAAAGGAUUACAGUACUACUUGCUAGUGAGUUGGAGCUUGUGUUGCAAAAAAUAUGUUUCGAGAAAUGGUUUCCAUGAAACUUUGCUGACAGGGCGUGUUCAGUCAAGUUUACCAUGGUGAUACUAUCUUUUGAAACAUCAUCAAGAGCUGAUAUUCUCUUCUGUAAAUUUUACUGAUAUGAUAAAAGGACGAGAUCCAAUAUUC
Molecule: messenger RNA, 2162 nt
Organism: Marchantia polymorpha subsp. ruderalis
Lineage: Eukaryota; Viridiplantae; Streptophyta; Marchantiopsida; Marchantiales; Marchantiaceae
Source: the annotation of a GenBank genome assembly